UCCUUACCCAAAAGCCAGAGCCAUCAACAUUUGUCACUCCGGAGACGAGUACGUGCCUUCUCGUGGCUAAGUUGGCAGUACCCUUCGUGGCUCUUUUGCAGUUUCUCAGUAAAGACACUUGUGAAAUCCUUGUUACAUGCAAAAAAUACACACUUCUUCUCCGACUAUAUCCCAUCUUCCAUCUUUCAUCUAAAACAAAAAGCUCAAGCUAGUAGCCUUAGCUCAAACCUGCUAUUGCAAAAAUGGCUCAAAUACUAGAUAAGGAUGGCAACCGAAUUCAGCUCACCGACGAAGAUGGCAACCCGGUCCGAUUAACUGAUGAAUAUGGGAAUCCCGUUCAACUUAAAGGUGUGGCUGUCGAGCCCGAAACGCUAGCUGCAACAACGGAGAAGGAGAUUACCACAGGUGGUGGUGGUGGUGCUGCAGGUGAGCAUGAUGAUCAGCAGGAGCAGGAGCAGGAGCAGGAGCAGGAGCAUGAGGAGGUUUCUCGCUCCAGUAGCUCCAGCUCUGGCUCGUACGAGGAUGACGGAUCACAAGGUCAAGGUGGGGAGGGUGAGAGUGGAGAAGGUAGAAGAAGGAAGAAGAAGGGAUUAAAGGAGAAAAUAAAGGAAAAGCUAACCAGUGGAAAGCACAAGGACGAGCACUCGCACUCCAACACCACAGAGAUUUCUAGUACAACCACAACCACUGGAUCCGAACACCAGGAACAUGAGCAGAAAAGUAUGAUGGAGAAGAUCAAGGACAAGUUAUCUGGGCAUCAUAUCAGUUAAGAACGUUGUAAAAUGUGCAUGUAUGUGUUGUCUGCAAUAGUUUGUGUUUCUUGUCGAGAUGUGCAAGCAAUAUGUAGAUCAUGUAUAUAUGUUCUGCAGGGGAGUCUGUCGUUGAGUUGUGUUCAUAAUUUUGCAGGGAAGAUUGUGUAACGCAAUUCGACAUGUGAUAAUUUUAUUUAUAAAGUUUAUUUCACUUUGUAGUUA
Messenger RNA from Juglans microcarpa x Juglans regia, 974 nucleotides. Its product is annotated as embryogenic cell protein 40-like. Gene Ontology annotation, biological process: response to water. NCBI's taxonomy places the organism in Eukaryota, Viridiplantae, Streptophyta, Magnoliopsida, Fagales, Juglandaceae. The transcript has 2 exons. The record is from RefSeq and is a predicted model, not a curated record. Bases 243 to 770 code for a protein of 175 amino acids.